Molecule: messenger RNA, 2807 nt
Organism: Cuscuta campestris
Lineage: Eukaryota; Viridiplantae; Streptophyta; Magnoliopsida; Solanales; Convolvulaceae
Source: the annotation of a GenBank genome assembly
AAGGGGAGAGGCGAUUCACGAACCAUGAUCCAAAACCUUUUGAUGCGGAUCUUGACGGAUACUGAAACUCAAAAUCGGCUUCCUACACUGCCAUUCGCCUCUGCCUCUCGAACUCCAAAACUAGCUUCCUUUGCACCGGAUGUUCUUAGUUGCAAUGAAUUGACCAUCAUGAUCCCGCAUAAUGAAUCCCAAGUCUACAAAACCAUUCACAAGUCCUACAGAGGCAUCCACAUCAACUUCGAGGAAAUCAAAGGCCAGGACGGGAGAACAUACAGGCUAAGAAUAUCCAACGUGGGGCUACAAAACACGGUGAAUUUCCGAGUCCAAAACCACGUGAUGAGACUGGUGGAAGUGGAGGGGACCCACACCCAACAGGUGGACCUCCGGUCAAUUGAUGUCCACGUCGGCCAAUCUUACUCCGUCCUCUUCACCGCCGAUCAGCCGGCGAUGGACUACUAUUUCGUCGUCAACACCCCUUUCACCACCAAGAAAGGGCUCGUCACCACCGCAGUCCUCCACUACGCAGACCAAUCUGCCCGCCCCGUCUUCCGUGACUUCCGCCGCUCCGGCCACCUCAAGUGGUCAAGGGACCAAGCCACAUCCAUCAACUUCGUUGACCCGGAGACUCCGCUCCUCCUCGCCGACCACUUCCGCAUCCCCGGCGUCUACGCGCCGGGAAGCAUGCCGGCCGCACCUCCCACGACCACCGCCGGAUACGGGGAAUUCCGGACCGAAACCGCCGUCAUGGGGGCGAGUUUCAGGGAAUUCGUCGAGAUUGUGCUCCAGAACAACGAGAAAACUCUUCAGACAUUUCACAUUAACGGACACAAUUUCUUUGUUGUCGGGAUGGGUUGGGGUGGAUGGAAUUGUGCCAAUAGGACGGCUUAUAAUCUUAAAGAUGCCGUUGCACGUGUCACCACUCAGGUGUAUCCGAAGUCAUGGACAGCCAUUUAUGUGGCUCUGGACAGCGUGGGGAUAUGGAAUGUGAGAUCUGAGCAUUGGGAAAGAAAGAAUGGAGUGAUGAACAGGGGGAACCCAUACCAAGAUGGGAUGAGUGGGACCAAUUGCCCAAUCCCACCGGGGCAAAACUUCACAUACAAGCUACAGCUCAAGGACCAAAUCGGAACCUUCUUCUACUUCCCGUCGCUGGCUUUCCACAAGGCCGCCGGCGGCUUCGGACCCAUUGCCAUUUUGAACCGCUCCGUCAUCCCUCUCCCCUUCCCCCCGCCGGCCGAUGAAUUCACUUUCCUCAUCGGAGACUGGUACAACGCCACUCAUUCGGCAUUGAAAGGAAUUCUUGAUGAGGGGGGAAAUGUUGAUGGUGGCCAGAACAAGAGUUUGCUGCCUCCUCCUGAUGCAAUCCUUAUCAAUGGGAAUGGCCCUAAGGGACUUAACAAUGAUAGUGGUUGGAAUUUCACCCUUGAAGCAGGAAAAACGUACCGAUUGAGAAUAUCUAACGUGGGACUGGAGAGUUCCCUGAAUUUCCGGAUCCAAGGCCACGCCAUGACAUUGGUCGAGGUAGAGGGGACAUACACACAACAGAAAGUCCUAAGCUCUAUCGACGUUCAUGUCGGACAGUCCUAUUCCGUUCUCGUGACGGCCGACCAGACUCCCAAGGCUUACUACGUCGUCGUUUCGAGCCGCUUCGCCCGGAGCAACCUAACUGCCACCGCGACACUUCGCUAUAACGGCACCGACCUGUCAGCGGCUCCCGUUGGGCCCAUCCCCGAAGCACCCCCCGCUCUUGACAUUAAUUCGGCUAUGGCAUCUUCCUUGAACGAUAUAAGGACCAAUCUAACCGCGAGUGGAGCACGACCAAACGCACAAGGCACAUUUCAUUACGGUACGAUUAACGUGACAAGGGCUAUAACUCUGGCCAACUCCGCCGGUCCGGUGGCCGGAAAGCUGAGAUACGCCGUCAACGGCGGGUCUUAUGUGGGGCCAACUGACGGCACUCCGCUCCAGCUUGCCGACGACUUUGGCAUCCCGAACGUCUACGUGCCCGGAAACAUGCCGAACGAUUCGUCCAUUGCGGGUCCCGUUCGCACCGACACCUUCGUCAUGAAUGCGGACUACAGGGAUUUCUUCGAAGUCGUGUUUCAGAACGACGAGGAUACGAUGCAGACGUGGCACUUCAACGGAAUCACGUUUUUUGUCGUGGGAAUGGGGGCCAACAAAUGGACAAACGCCAGCAGGAAUUCAUACAAUCUUAACGAUGCAAUUUCGCGAUCUACGACUCAAGUAUAUCCGAAUUCGUGGACAGCAGUACUUGUGUAUCUGUCGAAUGGAGGGAUGUGGAAUGUGAGAUCCGAGGUUUGGGCAAGGCAAUACCUCGGACAACAAUUCUACUUGAGAGUUUUCAUGACUUACCCAUUUCCCAAGGAAAAACGCCCCGUUCCCGAUAACGUCAUCCGAUGCGGGAGAGCUAUUAAUCGUUUCACGCCUCCGCCUCCGCUAACCCCACCCGCUCGAUCCCCCGCACCCACUCCGAUCCGUCCCCGGCCACUACCUUAAUUGUGCCCUAAUUGUACGUUGUGAUUGUUAUUGUAAUGUAUGUCACAUAUAUAUGUGGCAUAAGUGGAACAAAAAUGUUUAUUUUGAGUCGCAUUAAUAUUUUCAAGUGUAUGUACUCGAGCUUAUACAAAGAAUAUGAGAUGUUUUCUUGAAAUCUAAUUUUGUUUUAAGGCCGAUGGUGUCUCGCAAUAAGUUUGGUUUUGUGCCAUUAUUUUAUUUUCUCUCCUCGAUAAUUUUUGUUUAUUUAAGUGUUUUUAUUGAUUAUUUGAUAAAAUUAAAUAUUCUUGUCACCU